UAAUCUUCAUGAUUUAAAAGUAAAUAAUACUCUUCACAAAUUAAUGUGGGCUUGGGCCAAUUAAAUUUAAUUAAACCCAAACAGGCCUCAAUUUAAUAAAUAAUUUGGGUUUGAACUUUCCAAUUUUUUUUCUUGAUUUUUAUUUUCCUGAAAAUCGAUGAUGAUUUGAAUCCAUCUUCGCACAAAUUUCAGCGCUGCUCUAAUUCUUGCUGAUAUUGAUCGGAGAAUAAUUCGCACAAAUUACAGUGCUGGAGAUCUAGUCAAUUAAUGGGUCCAGUCUGCUAAUUCUAGAGAGAGAGAGAGAGAGAGAUUAAGGAGGAAGUUAGAAACGAUGUCUCAGAUUCCCAAUUUAGAGAACGCGCCGAUCAAUCUCACUGCUAUCCGAACACGAGCUCAGAAGGAGCUGGAAACUAUCCUUAAAAAUGUUCGAGGAGAAAAGUGUUUGGUUAUUGAUCCAAAGCUUAGUGGAUCGCUCUCACUUCUUCUCCAAAGCUCAGAACUCAAGAAACAUGGUGCUGAACUGCGACACCUAACGGCUGAGCCAAUUCAAACCGAACGCACCAAAGUGGUCUACCUCGUGCGAGCUCAGCUUGACUUGAUGAAAUUUAUUAGCUCGCACAUUCAAAACGAUACUUCAAAAGGGCUUCAGAAAGAAUACUAUCUUUACUUUGUUCCACGCCGAGUUGUUGCAUGUGAGAAGAUACUUGAGGAGGAAAAAGUACAUGAGCUGUUGACCAUUGGCGAGUUUCCCUUAUACAUGAUUCCAUUGGAUGAGGAUGUAUUUUCAUUUGAACUCGACCUUUCUCAGAAAGAAUAUUUAGUGGAUGGAGAUGCAACCUCACUCUGGCAUAUUGCAAAAACCAUUCACAAUAUGGAGUUUUCUUUUGGAGCAAUACCAAAUGUUAGGGCCAAAGGGAAAGGAGCUACGCGUGUUGCUGAUAUUUUGAAUCGCAUGCAAGCUGAAGAACCUGUUAAUACUUCAGAUGUGGGCGUUCCAGAAAUAAAUACUCUUAUACUUCUAGAUAGAGAGGUGGACAUGGUCACUCCGAUGUGUACUCAGUUGACAUACGAGGGAUUGCUAGACGAGCUUCUUGGUAUCAGUAAUGGCGCUGUGGAGCUUGAUGCAUCCAUUAUGGGAGCUCAGCAAGAAGGCAAGAAGAUGAAGGUUCCCCUCAAUUCUAGUGACAAAUUAUUCAAGGAGAUACGGGAUAUGAAUUUUGAAGUUGUUGUUCAGGUUCUUCGUCAAAAAGCGACUUCCAUGAAGCAAGACUACACUGAUAUUUCGACUACUACUCAAAGUGUCUCUGAGUUGAAGGACUUUGUGAAGAAGCUUAACUCAUUGCCAGAAAUGACUAGGCACAUAAAUCUUGCUCAGCAUUUGUCAACAUUUACAUCAAAACCUUCGUUUCUUGGGAAACUUGAUAUGGAACAAACACUCGUUGAGGCUCAGAGCUAUGAUAUAUGCUUUGACUUCAUUGAAGAAAUGAUUCAUAAGCAGGAGCCUCUUGUAAAUGUCCUACGCCUUCUAAUCUUAUUUUCAAUAACAAACUCGGGACUGCCAAAAAAGAAUUUUGACUAUUUGAGGAGAGAGCUUCUUCAUAGCUACGGUUUCGAGCAUAUUGGUACGCUGAAUAACUUGGAAAAGGCGGGGCUGGUUAGGAAACAGGAUUCAAAAAGCAAUUGGCUGACUAUAAAACGUACUUUGCAGCUUGUGGUAGAAGACACUGACACAACUAAUCCAAAUGAUAUUUCCUAUGUCUUCUCCGGAUAUGCACCUCUCAGCAUUCGACUCGUACAGCAUGCAAUAAGAUCGGGAUGGCGGGGCCUUGAAGAAAUACUGAGGCUACUACCUGGGCCACACUCCGAAUCCAAGAAAGGUGGAUUUUCAAGCAUCCCGUCGUACGAUACGUUGCCAGGAUCUCUGAACAGUUUGGACAAAUUAGCAGCAGAUGGAAGGCGUGAUUUAGUCCUUGUGGUUUUCAUUGGUGGAGUAACUUUUGCUGAGAUAUCCGCACUUCGUUUCCUCAGUUCUCAGGAGGGAAUGGCGUAUGACAUAAUUGUAGGAACAACAAAUAUUAUCAACGGCCAUAGCUUAACCGAAACCUUUGUGGAAAAGUCUCUUUAACUAUUAACGAUUAUCGAUUUUGACUCGGUAAUAGAUAAUUUCUGUGUGUGUGUGUGUGUGUGUGUGUGUGUGUGUGUGUGUGUGUGUGUGUGUGUGUGUGUGUGUGUGUGUGUGUGUUCUCAGAAUCUUCAUUAAUCCUUAAUAUUCAGCAACGAGUUGUGAAUUAUGAAUUAUGAUGUCUUUGUUUCAAUUCUAAUUAAGUUUUCAGUUUUUUAUUG
Molecule: messenger RNA, 2343 nt
Organism: Erythranthe guttata (spotted monkey flower)
Lineage: Eukaryota; Viridiplantae; Streptophyta; Magnoliopsida; Lamiales; Phrymaceae
Gene: ATVPS33
Product: Sec1/munc18-like (SM) proteins superfamily
Biological process (GO): vesicle-mediated transport
Source: RefSeq, a predicted model, not a curated record